UUAUAAAAGAACAAAGAAAUAAUGAGGCUACAAAAUUUGAAAAAAUUCAAAAAAAAGUAGAAACGUCUCACAUUUAUUACAAUUUCGCGCCAAUACAGAUACUUUCCUUUUACAUCUUCAAUCUUUACACUUCCAAAAAUAUUCACUCUCAGAUCCCAAAAUUCAAACAAGAAUAAUCCAUUUUUAUUACACAAAAAAUCAUAUUCAAACUUCUCAGAAAAUAAACACUCUUUGUAACGUUUCAUUUUCUCUCUCUUCUUUGUCUGUAAAACAAAAAUUCAAAUUCUAGGGUUUCGUGCUUAAUUUUUUUUUUGGUUUUACCAGUGAAUUUCUGGUUCACUCAAAAUAAAUCGAUAUGAGAGAGGCUUCAACUCCGUCUCUCUCUCCUACUACUUGUGGUUCGCUACUUCAAGAAUUACAGAAAAUAUGGGAUGAAAUUGGGGAGAGUGACAGUGAAAGAGAUACGAUGCUUUUAGACCUAGAGCAAGAAUGCCUUGACAUUUAUCGAAGGAAGGUGGAGAAUACAAGGAAGUACAAAGCUGAUCUUUAUCAAGCACUUGCUGAGGGUGAAGCUGAAAUUGCUCAGCUUAAUUCAACACUUGGAGAGAGAACCUCUUUUGCACGGGCAAAGGGUACUCUAAGGGAGCAACUAUCUUCUAUAAAACCUGUCUUGGACAAUCUGAGAUCAAAGAAACAGCAAAGAGUUAAGGAGUUCUCUGAAAUUGAGUCCAAGAUAAUUCGAAUCUGUGCUGAGGUAGCAGGCAAUGAUCAGUUUAUAAAUAAUGCUGAGCCUCAAGUUGAUGAAAAAGACUUAACCGUGCAAAGGCUGGCCGAACGUAAAUCACAUCUUGAAGAGCUUCAAAAUGAAAAGGCUCUCCGUUUGCAGAAAGUUAAUGCUCAUAUUAGUAAUAUUCAUGAGCUUUCAGUGGUCAUGUCUGUUGACUUUACAACAACAGUAGCUGAGGUCCACCCUUCUUUGCUUGAUCAUGAAAAUGGCCAAUUGAAGAGCAUUAGUAAUGAUACUCUCGCUAAACUAACGAGUGUGGUGAAAUCGUUAAAACAAGAAAAGCAGCAGCGGUUGCAAAAGAUUCAAGAUUUGGGCAGUGCUCUUAUGGAGCUGUGGAGUCUCUUGGACAUCCCAACUUCUGAGCAGAAAAAGUUCGAGCAUAUUACAUGCUUAAUCUCUUCUUGUAUUGAUGAGGUCUCAAGAUUGGGUUCCCUUUCUAUGGAUGCCAUUGAGCAGGCUGAACUUGAAGUUGAGCAGUUAAAUAUUCAUAAAGCCAGCAGGAUGAGGGAGCUAGUAUUGAAGAGGCAAACUGAACUAGAGGAAAUUUAUAGAGAGGUUCACAUGGAAGUAGACACUGAUGCUGCAAGGAAAAUGCUGAUUAACCUCAUAGAUUCUGGCAAAGUAGAUUUGUCUGAGAUGCUCUUUCGUAUGGAUGAUCAAAUAAGACAAGCUAAAGAAGAAGCACAGAGCAGGAAGGAUAUACUUGAUAGAGUUGAGAAGUGGAAACAUGCAGCAGAGGAAGAAAAUUGGCUAGAUGAAUAUGAAAAGGAUGACAAUAGAUACUGUGCUGGAAGGGGAGUACAUAAAAGUUUGAAGAGGGCAGAGAAGGCAAGGACUCUAGUCAGCAAAUUACCUUCUCUUGUUGAGAGUUUGAUAGCAAAAGUUAAAGCUUGGGAGAUAGAGAAAGGAAUGACGUUCCUUUAUGGCAAGGAACCUCUGUUGCAUGAAUUACAAGAAUACACUUCACAGCGUCAGCAUAGGGAAGAAGAGAAACGUAGAACUCGGGAGCAGAAGAAGUUGCAGGAACAGCUUGCGACAGAAAAAGAAGCGAUCUAUGGUUCAAAGCCUAAAAAGCCUUUGGGUCAAAGCACCAAUAACAACACAAUGGUUGGAACUCCCGCUCGUAGAAUAGGAACUCCCUCAGGGCGUAUGGGGAUAUCUGGUAGUAAAGAUCGCAGAGAUAGCACGAGAGUUAUACCAGUGAACUUUGUAGCUCUUGCCAAAGAUGAUCCCGUAUAUCGUGGUAGCUAACUCUCAUUCAUUUUGUUUUGAUGGUCUUCAUAUGGUGGAAAGCAAGGAUGUUCAAGGUGAAAGGAUAUUGAGAGAUGGUAAUUUUGGGUAGUCAGCACCAAAAGAUUAGGAAAUUUUUCUUUUGUUCAUGUCUGAAUCUCAUGUCAUAAAAGAUGUGUUAUCGAGGUGCAUAUUUUCUAUAGUUAGUUAUUGGUAUGAUGGUAUGUGUUAAUAUGGGGUUUAAUGGUGGAUUGCAUAUUUUCUGGAAUUGUUUACUGAGCUCUCUUAGAUUGUCGAACUUCUUAGGAAGGGAAUUACUGAUAGCUGAAUUUCUAAGCAUAUUUCAUUGACUAUACUUUCGUUAA
This is a messenger RNA of Beta vulgaris subsp. vulgaris (sugar beet), 2382 nucleotides long. RefSeq names its product 65-kDa microtubule-associated protein 5. Gene Ontology annotation, molecular function: microtubule binding. The record is from RefSeq and is a predicted model, not a curated record. Gene Ontology annotation, cellular component: spindle; cytoplasm. Gene Ontology annotation, biological process: microtubule cytoskeleton organization. The coding region runs from base 356 to 2038 and encodes 560 amino acids. The transcript has 11 exons. Lineage: Eukaryota; Viridiplantae; Streptophyta; Magnoliopsida; Caryophyllales; Amaranthaceae.